This is a messenger RNA of Zeugodacus cucurbitae (melon fly), 4517 nucleotides long. RefSeq names its product AN1-type zinc finger protein 6 (gene drn). The transcript has 4 exons. Bases 344 to 1984 code for a protein of 546 amino acids. Lineage: Eukaryota; Metazoa; Arthropoda; Insecta; Diptera; Tephritidae. The record is from RefSeq and is a predicted model, not a curated record. Gene Ontology annotation, molecular function: DNA binding; zinc ion binding.
CUGUGAAAUUUAAAUCGUUUUUUAAGUAAAUUUUCAAUUUUCCGACUUCAAAAAAUUAUAAAAAAAUAUUUAAAAUUUUAAUAAUAUACUUAACAACAAACAAAAUCCGACGUAUGUCCAUUAAAUUUGUUCAAGUGGCCGAAGUGGUGGUAGUGCGGGUUGUACCAUAAAAUGCCUAUCUAAUGAUGCAAAUUUACAUUCGACCAAAAACGUUUAAUUCGAAAACUAUUAACGCAAAUUUUUCGGCAACGUUUUUACGACAUCCAACGCAAACCAUAUUUUCAUCAAUUCCACCAUAAGUUGAGUAAACUCAUUCAAAAUCAAGCCAACGAAAGCGAAAACUAUGUCGGCCGCUAAAAUGAAGACUGCACCCAGUGCGGCCACAACAGCCACCACCGACGCCAAUGAGCGUAUACGCAAGCAACAGCAACAACAACAGCAGCAAGAUGAUAAAAUUGCAAAUAACUAUGCAACGUCGUCAACAUCGGCGGCGGCCGCGUCUGAGGCACUGCCCACCAGCUCCACGACAGCGGCAGCAGCUGCCACAAACGCAGGCGCAAGCGCCGCCGCCAACAGCGUGCGCGGUGCACGCCGAAAUCACACUAGAAAAAUACACUCUGCCAGCGGCGACGAUCUCAAACGCAGCACAACGACUACGAAACGCAAGCGGCAUGUAAAUUUCACUUCACCAAAUACCAAGUCGAAAAUACGUCUAACAACGACGGCGAAAAACAAAACACAAACCCCCACUGCUACCGCUGCCGCUGUGGCGACUACAAAAGACACGGUUGUUAGCCAACAGCUGCAGCCGACAGUGGAGAAGUCCAAGUCGAUAUUGAAAGUGAAGCAUGUGGCGGUGGUGAAACGUAAAGCGGGCACAAAUAAAGUCACCAAGAAACUUAAGAAAGUGCCGCAAGGUGCGCAAGCUGAAUUCGAAGCGGCCGAGCUGUCCAAGUUGCAGCAACAAUAUGCCACCAAACUGCCAGAGCCACCCACCGCGUCAGUAGUCACAACAAAUGAGCUGUCAACAGAGCGCGCGAACUCCGCCAAUGCUGCUUCAAGCUCAGGCGAAAUUGGCAAGCGGCGCAGCAGCAGCAAACGUGUGCUCAAGCGUCGACACAGUGGCAGCACGAAGCAUUUGGCAUCCGGUGCUGGCAUUGUCGAAUCGGGCUCGGUUAAUGUGCCACCAGUGCGUCGCUUCAGUCCGGUGACCGAUAAAUCGGCGCUUAAAACACCAGCCAUCAAAGUUUAUGAUGGCGCUGAUAUGUUCACUGCCAAAAACUUGAAAUCGUUUGAUAAUAUACCAACGACCAGCAACAAUAUAACAGUGGCAAUGGUCAAGGAAGAGCGUAAAGCCAAGCAGAAGAACGCAAGCAAUGAAGAAGUGUCAGCGAACGCAACAACAACAAAUGAAACAACUAAUACAACUGCUAAUGAAACAACAGCUAAUACAACUGCCGAAAAUACAGUCGUCACUGACUUGUUAGUUCCAGCCGAUGUCGAAAACAUUGUCGUGAACAAUAGUGGUGUUGUUGGUGGCGUUGUUAUUGCUCCCCCGGCUGAGCAGUUGCAAAAUGCAGUCAUAGCGCCAACGGUUGUGCCAAUCGCCGAACCCAUUUCUACUACGGCUCCCUCAACUAGUAAUAAUAAUUCGUCUAAAAAAGGGAAAAUAAACGAAGAAAGCGCAGCUAAGACUAGCACCGAAGCUGCUGCCGUUGCCGGUCCAUCAACAUCCUCCCAAACAGCUGAAGAUGAUAAAGACAAGGAGGAAGAUAAAGAUGCAAAAAAGAAAAAGAAUCGUUGCGCUGAAUGCCGCAAGAAAGUUGGUCUUACAGGUUUUCAGUGCCGAUGUGGUGGACUCUACUGCGCUGUACACAGAUACAGUGACAAACACGACUGCACAUUUAACUAUCGGGAACAUGGGGCCCAAGAAAUUCGACGCAAUAAUCCUGUGGUAGUUGGCGAAAAAAUACAAAAAAUUUGAACUUUUGUGCCAUCAACUUUAUAAUAUAAAUAUAUAUAUAUAUAAAUAUAAAUAUUAAAUAUAUACAUAAAAAUUAAAUAUAAAUAAUAAUGAUAAUAUAAUUAAUAACUAUAUAUAUAUAAUAAUAAUUAAUAUAAACAAACAUUACAAAAAAAAAAAUGGAAUGAGAGAACACAAAAAAAAAAUGCCGAAAAGAAAACAUAAAAGAACUCAGCUAAAAUAUGAUAGUUUAUAGCGCAAACAAAGAGCAGAGAGCAAAUUAAAAACAAAAAUUAACUCCAUAAAUAUACACAGGCACACACGCAGCUAAACACACACACACAUACACAUAUGCAUAUAUGUAUGUAUGUAUGUCGAAAAAAGACAAGUAACAUCAACACAAGCGGGUCAAAGGUUAAACGCCACAACUGCAGCGAUGCCAACCGCACCCGCACGCGCACGAGCCAAACGCCAAAUACGACGAAUGUAUGCUGGAACAUACUGACAAACUUGCAACGAGCACGGCCAAAUGUAGUGAAUAUUAGAGAAAAAACAAGCAGGCGUCCAAUGUUUGGCCAAAGCGCACGCGGGGCCUUGGCAGUGUAUAUACCGCGCUCGGCGCAUAUGCUGAUUUGACGCAAGCAGCUGAUGCAGUCGCUGUACAUGCAGCAGUAGCGCACGCUUGGCGGCAACAACAACUUGUAAAAACAUGACUAUAUCUACGCAGCGCUGCCCAUACGAUGCGCUUAGUGUCGCGGCAGCACAGCGUUGCAUACACACAGCGCACUUCCAGCAGCCGCGCGCAGCUAUGAGCAGCAGCAGUGAUGAUGACAGCGUCUGCGAAGAUGUAACACAAAACACGAAGCUAUCCAAGCACUCUACAAGCGAGCGGCAACUGCAGCAUACAGCACAGCAGCAACAACAACACAUUGCAAAUGUACAGUACAACAACAGCAAACAAGCACCCACAUGCGAGACACACGAGCGGUCGAGUUUUUAGGAAGCUGGUUUGCUUUUUGGCUGCGUUUAGCGUUUAAGCGAUUUCAAAAUUCAUACAGUUAUCAGAAAAGCAAAAACAAAAAUAAUAAAAGAAAUUUCAAUUUACUUAGAGAACAACAACAAUAAUACACACACACUCACUCACUUGGCAAUCCACAAACAAUAAGAAACCUAUAGAACUUUAUUAAAAUACUAAUUUCAAUUACAACAAAAACAAAAACAAAAAGUAAAUACAAACGAAGUAAAUAACAACAAAAAACAAAAACAAAACAAAUAUUAAUUAUUAUUAAUACUAUUACUAUUACAUUAUAUUAUUAUUAUUACCAACACAAGCGAGACAGAAAAUGAGCUAAAAACAAGUAACAAGUAAAAAAUAAGAAAAAAGCAAAACGCAAAAAAAAAUGAAAAAAUCAUAAAACAACAAAAAAAAGUACUUUUACCUAGUUUACUAUUAAAAAUUGCGUGCAGGAGUAAACAACAUAUUUUAAUUAAAAAGAAGAGAAAAAAAAAACUAAAAACAAAAAACAAACUUAGUGUAUAGUGCAGUAAAUGAAACGGUAAACGAAAGGAAAAAUAAGUAAAUAUUAGAAAACAAAAACAAAAAACUAUAAAUAAAUGGAAGUUCGAAGCUGCAGAUGUAAGCGUAAAAAAUAAAUGAGAGUAAAUGCAAAUGGAUUAAUUUAAUUUAAUAAAAUAUACAUAUUACCUACAUAUAUAUAUAUAUAAUAAUAAUAAUAAUGAUAAUACAUAGAUGCGAGUGGGCGAAAGCGGAUAAAAGUUAUAUUUUAACUGACCUAGCAAUAUAAGAUUAUCUACUAUCUCACCACGGUUCGUUCUAUACAAAAGAAAAGAAAAGAAAAAACAAAAACAAAAAAUUAAAAAAAAAAACACAAUUAAAACGCAUUCUUCCUUUUGUUGCUUUUUUCACUUGCUUUUCCAGUAUGAUUUUAUUUGAGUUGAGUUGAGUUUAAUUUGAUUUUUUUGAUUAAUUUUUUACUUUAAGCGUUAUUUAGUUUCUUCCCUCAAACUAUGAUAAUAAUUAUUAAAAUAUUAAUUACACUUCUUCCUUGUUUUCAUGCUGUAAAUCAAAUUGGAAAAACGUAACAAAAAAACAACAACAAAAAAGUGCAGCAGCAAAGCCGUAAAACUGCAAUUUUAUUGUUGAAGUAGAAGUCGAUUUUACAUUUUUUAGUUAAUUUUGAAUAACUCUAAUUAAUUAUUAAUAAAAAAUAUACAUUUUGAAAAAUCACAAUUUGUUUAACGUAUGUUAUGUAGAUGUGGCGUGGCUUGGCGGCUCUGCUGCGGCAGUGUGUGUUGGCAGAGUAAAGCUGAAAUAAUGAGAAAAGAAAAAAAUCAUAUGGGAUAAUCAAAAAAGCUUAUGAAAAUGGUGCGCACUGACGGGGGGGAGGUAUGUGUAGCAAAUUUCGUGAAAUUGGUUUGUUGUACAACAACAAAUGCAGAAACAAUAAAAAGCUUGAAAAGUGGUCAACAACAAAAAUAAGAAAAAUACCAACAACAAACCAGUUGCAUAGUCUACUUUUUGGCGCUUAACAAA